ACCGGAAACGGCAGCGGAACCGGUACACGCAUGUUUUUCUUGCGGGUUGUGAAGGUUAAAGCUGAAGCCGUGGUGUGUGUCCGGAGCAGAGGGUGAACCAGGCCGGUGUGUGUGUGCGGUGGGAGCCGGGUGACAGCAGACAUGGACCCCAUGAAGGCGCAGCAGCUGGCGGCGGAGCUGGAGGUGGAGAUGAUGGCGGACAUGUACAACCGGAUGACCAACGCCUGCCACAGGAAGUGCGUACCGCCGCAUUACAAGGAGGCGGAGCUUACGAAGGGCGAGUCGGUGUGUCUGGACCGCUGCGUGGCCAAAUACCUGGACCUGCACGAGAGACUGGGACGCAAGCUGACCGAGCUGUCGGUCCAGGACGAGGAAGUGAUGAGGAAGGCGGCCGUCGGGAGCGGAUAGACGGACGGACGCUGAGUCACAGAAAAGGGGCGGGGCACUUGUGUUUAAUGAGGGUGGGGUGGGCGGGGCAAUAACAUGUAAUGAACACUGAGGGGGAGGGGCCACUGGAACCUGCCUCGUCCACUGGGUCAGAGGAUGAGACAAAGCAUAGAUCUGGAGUCCAGGAUGAGGGAUCUGGUCCUGGUCCCGGUCCCGGUCCCGGUCCCGGUCCUGGUCCACACUAACCCUUCCAGAUGAAGGCGGUUCUUCUUUGUGUUUGUUUUUCGCUCCUCAGAUCCAGAUGAAGCUUCGGAUCCUUCAGCCGGUUCCAGCGCUGGCCUCGGGUUCCCACCGGGUUCUGAAAGCAUGCAUCCUUUCAAACGGGGGGGGGGGGUUCUUCUUAAUUCAGUGAAGAUGAGGGUGGUCUGGGGUUGGAACGUGGCGUGGGUCUGUUUCCAGUCGUGUCUGUUCUGGAUCACAUGAGUCCAGGACGGUGGAUCAUGGACAUGUGGUUUUAGUCCUGGUCAGACCUGGUCCUGUUUGGGUGGUUAUGGUCACAUGUACUGCCCCCCCCCUCUCCUCAUUGGUCAGGUUGUGCUGUCAGUGGACCAUGUUUUGGACUGUUUAGUUUGUUCUCCUGUAUGAACCACAGCCAUGCAGGAGUUUUUUCUGUUUUGUUUGUGGUUUGUUUUUUAAAUCUGUAUUUUGGUGAAGUUGUGUUUGAAUGUUAUCAAGUACCUGAAUAAAACAAUGUCAGUCUGUAUC
This is a messenger RNA of Sphaeramia orbicularis (orbiculate cardinalfish), 1152 nucleotides long. It is a transcript of the gene timm10, whose product is annotated as translocase of inner mitochondrial membrane 10 homolog (yeast). Bases 142 to 408 code for a protein of 88 amino acids. NCBI's taxonomy places the organism in Eukaryota, Metazoa, Chordata, Actinopteri, Kurtiformes, Apogonidae. Gene Ontology annotation, cellular component: mitochondrial inner membrane. The record is from RefSeq and is a predicted model, not a curated record. Gene Ontology annotation, biological process: protein insertion into mitochondrial inner membrane. The transcript has 3 exons.